AUGCCUAUUCCUCCCGCAUAUGCACCAACGUCUGCAUCGUCAUACACCCCUGCUGGAAAUGGGACAAACUUCCACCAAGAAAUUACCCGUGCGUCCGUUUUGACGUCGCCAAUUCACAAGGCCGUUUACGAAUCGCUCUGCGAGAUAUAUUCUUUAGCUACAACGUUGCAGGUGAUUGAAAAGUCCUUUCUUAAAGAUUACAUCACAGACAAAGAAAAGUAUACUAGCACGGUCAUGAGGCUUAUUAAUCAGUAUCACACCCUUGUACAAAGUCUUGGGAAAAGCCCGUCGCAUCGUAAUGUUCUUCUUGAGAUUUUGCCCGGUGUUGACGCCGAAUGUCUGAAUCUUAUCACGGAACUACAAGAGAGACUACAUUUUCAUGUUCCUCUCGCUGCUGAUCGCCUUGUUUCGGGAAUUCCUGCCACAAUCGAGCACCUCCAUACCGUUGUGGAUAGCUCUAGCCAUCCUACUCUGCAAUCGACAAAUACGGCUAGUGCAGCAAGCGCCAGAUUGGUGGCAGAAGCCACAGGCAAUUUCAUUACUCUCAUGGAUGCGCUAAAGUUGAAUUACAAGACAAAAGCACAGCUCCACCCACUUCUCAGCAACUUGGUGAUUUCGUUGAACGAUUUGGUGACACAUGAAAACGACUCCAGCACGCCUAUAGAUUUCGCUGGAAAAUCCAAACUAGUGGGAUGGCUCAUCAAGCUUAAUAAUCUAGGGGACCUGGAGCUUUCGGCUGAAGAAUGUGAUCUGUUUUUGUCCGACUUGGAUGUGGCCUACAAGGGAUUCUACGACUCGUUGGAAUAA
Molecule: messenger RNA, 807 nt
Organism: Clavispora lusitaniae ATCC 42720
Lineage: Eukaryota; Fungi; Ascomycota; Pichiomycetes; Serinales; Metschnikowiaceae
Gene: VPS28
Product: ESCRT-I subunit protein
Biological process (GO): protein transport to vacuole involved in ubiquitin-dependent protein catabolic process via the multivesicular body sorting pathway
Cellular component (GO): ESCRT I complex
Molecular function (GO): protein-containing complex binding
Source: RefSeq, a predicted model, not a curated record